AUGGCUUCAAUGAACUAUUUGCACCCGGUUACUUACUUAAAUGCCACCACAGAGAAGGCUGUCGAUUCUGAGCUUGACUUCGACCUUGACGCAGUUUCCGAUGCAGUUUCUUCCAACUCUCCAACGACACAGUCUUCAGGCGGGUCUCCACUGACUUCUUUCACUUCGCAAUCUUCCGAAAGUUCUCCUUUGCAGAAGAAUGUUGAGUUGGCGCAAAACUCGCCUCAAUACUUGCCUCAGCAACAAAAGCAUUACAUGGGGGGUUAUCUGUCGCAGUCCUUUGGCCUCCAGCAGAAUGUGGUGCAAGUUGUAGCUCCAGAACAUCCUCCUUACUUCCUCGGCAAUCCUCAUUCUCAUCUUGUUCAAAAGGUGGAGACAAAACCUGAACCAGUCUCUGCUGUAGCCGAGGAGGUCAAAAAACCCAAAAAAAUCUACAGAAAGGUCAGAGAUGCUGACAUGAGAGGUCCCUUCUACUGCAAAUGGCAAGCGUGCUCCUCUGUUUUUGAUACCCCAGAGGUCUUGUAUGAGCAUUUAUGCAAUGACCAUGUUGGAAGGAAAUGCUCCAACAACCUUUCCUUGACUUGUCUUUGGGACAACUGUGGGACUACCACUGUUAAAAGAGAUCACAUCACUUCCCAUUUGCGUGUUCACGUACCUUUGAAGCCCUACCAUUGCGAUUUGUGUCCAAAGAGCUUCAAGAGACCACAGGACUUGAAGAAGCAUACAAAGAUCCAUGAAGAGGACCACCAAAGGAGUUUAAAGAAGGCACAAAAGGUUGCUGUCAAGCAACCAUAUGAUGUUGCUGCCCAGUAUGGGUACAUGCCUUACCAGCAGCGCCAACUUCCAUUGGACAACAGUCACUUCACAGCGUUAGGCAAUGAAAUGUCACACCCAGAGCUUUUCGAUAACAGUUCUGCUCUUCAAGCGCAGAUGAACUCUGACCAAAGGAAGAGAUGUGCAGAUGGAACUUCGCUUCAGCAAAAUAUGCAUCUUGUGAAUGGCAUUCUCAAUGACUUUUACGGUCCUACUGAGGUUAACAAGAGAGUCAAGGUCGAACCCCAAUACAAUAUGGACAUUUACAACCGCUUAAACGGAAUGGAGGAAUCCUUGAAUAACCAAUCCAAUUUGUUUGGUGCUCCACCGGCUCCAAGCUUUGUUCCAGCACACACAACGCAACCAAACUUGUAUGAAGCUGAAAAGUUCUUCAGCAACUUGUCUUCGCUGAUAGACAUGCAAUACCAAAGCAUGGCAGGCCAGUCAUCUCAUCAACUGCAGCAACAGCAACAGCAGCAGCCACAACAACAGCAAUAUCUGACCCAACCACUUUACCCAAUGUUGCCACAAUUGCUGUCGAAGGCUCCAGAGAACAACAGCCAUUUUGUCAACAACCACAACGUCGGCUACACUCCUAGCUUUCCACAUGCUUCGAGACAAAUGGGCGGAGUUUUCCAAAGUUCUGGUUCUUUCCCAGUUACGGCCAAUUUUGGUGGGGUAAGCAACAGUCAGAAAUCUGGUCAAAAGCUUGAGACAGAGGAUACCGAAAAUGAGAAGGUUGAAACCAGAGAAAGUGACGAGACCAUCGAUAUGUUUAAGAAGUUGCUGAUUACCGACAAAGAGUUUGAUAUGGAUACUGUGAAGAGACAUCGCGAGAUAAUCGACCUUGUCCGCAAGCACAUCACAGAGUUGAUCAAGCAACACGAAGAGCAGGACAAAAAGGGUUCUGAAGAAGUGAAGUCAUCUUUGUAUCCUACAAUCACAGCAUUUUAA
Messenger RNA from Clavispora lusitaniae ATCC 42720, 1767 nucleotides. It is a transcript of the gene RIM101, whose product is annotated as alkaline-responsive transcriptional regulator. Gene Ontology annotation, biological process: positive regulation of transcription by RNA polymerase II. Gene Ontology annotation, cellular component: nucleus. Lineage: Eukaryota; Fungi; Ascomycota; Pichiomycetes; Serinales; Metschnikowiaceae. The record is from RefSeq and is a predicted model, not a curated record.